Molecule: messenger RNA, 890 nt
Organism: Myotis lucifugus (little brown bat)
Lineage: Eukaryota; Metazoa; Chordata; Mammalia; Chiroptera; Vespertilionidae
Gene: TLDC2
Product: TBC/LysM-associated domain containing 2
Exons: 6
Coding region: 237-890 (217 amino acids)
Biological process (GO): response to oxidative stress
Cellular component (GO): nucleus
Source: RefSeq, a predicted model, not a curated record
ACAUGCAAGUGAGGCCGUGAAUGUCGAGUGUAGCUGACCUCACAGACACACCCAGUGACGACUCAGGCUGGGAGUGACAAGCGCGAGUGAGCAAAGGGCAGCUGGGUGAGCACAGAGCAAGCCAGGUGUGUCCCAGACUUCUACCUCUCAUCUGUCAGCCUCGCCCAGGGGCGCUUCCUCCCGGCAGGACUGAGGCCUCGCUCGCUCACUGCUGGCGGCUGGAUUCAGACAGGAGAAUGAAAGGACUUCGCUGGCGUUACACUCGGCUGCCCAGCCAAGUGGAGGACACUCUGUCUGGAGAGGAGGGUGAGGAGGGGGAAGAGGAAGAGGAGAAGGAGGCAGCCCCAGCUCCAGCCCCAGCUCCUGAAGAUCCCGUGGAGCCCCAGUUGGCAGAAGCCAGCCAGGUUCUGGGAGCCUCAGAGAUUAGGCAGCUCAGCCUCCACCUCCCCCCGAGAGUCACUGGAUAUUCUUGGAGUCUGGCCUUCUGCACGGCAAGGGACGGCUUCAGUCUGCAGAGCCUGUACAGGCAGAUGGAGGGCCACAGUGGGCCUGUGCUGCUGGUGCUGAAGGACCAGGAUGGGCAGAUAUUUGGGGCCUUCUCCUCCUCAGCUUUUCGACUCAGCAAAGGCUUCUAUGGUACUGGCGAGACAUUCCUCUUCUGCUUCUCCCCACAGCUGAAGGUCUUUAAGUGGACAGGAAGCAACUCUUUCUUUGUGAAAGGAGACUUGGAUUCACUGAUGAUGGGCAGUGGCAGUGGCCAGUUUGGGCUGUGGUUGGAUGGAGACUUGUAUCACGGAGGAAGCCACCCCUGUGCGACCUUCAACAAUGAGGUGCUGGCCCGGCAGGAGCAGUUCUGCGUCAAGGAGCUGGAGGCCUGGGUUCUGAGCUGA